Messenger RNA from Xenopus tropicalis (tropical clawed frog), 2581 nucleotides. It is a transcript of the gene efs, whose product is annotated as embryonal Fyn-associated substrate. The record is from RefSeq and is a predicted model, not a curated record. Lineage: Eukaryota; Metazoa; Chordata; Amphibia; Anura; Pipidae. The coding region runs from base 107 to 2356 and encodes 749 amino acids. The transcript is spliced from 6 exons.
UGAGUUAAAGAGGCGCUCCUAGCAGGAAAGCUAUGAGGGAUUCACGGAACCCGUUCCCUGUGUGUGACAAUGGGGUGUCACGGCGGCAGCACCCUGCAGGUGUGACAUGGAAGUCCCCGAGCGAGCGCUGACCUCUGAAGGGUUAAUUUUUGCCUUUUCCCCACCCUACACCCCCCCUUCCCGAAGGCACUUAUACCAUUGGACAGGAGAGGGAAUUCUCCUAUUUAACACUCUGCCAUCCCUCUGGAAGCUUCCCUCCUCCCGCAAGUCCCCUCCCCUGCCUGCCUUCCACUUCAUUCUCCCCACCUUUGUGCGCUCCCUUUCCCUCCCCCUUCUUCUCCUCCCUUUCGCCCUGGCACAGAACUGUAGGACAGGAUCCGAGGUGACCCGGUGUUUGGGACGUCCGCUGUUUAGGGCACAGCUGGCUCAGGCUUUGUACGACAAUGCUGCUGAAAGCCCAGAGGAACUGAGUUUCCGCAGGGGCGAUGUGAUGCUAGUUCUGGAGCGAGAUGCUCCAUCCCUUGGUGGAUGGUGGCGUUGUUCUUUGAGAGGGCAGCAAGGCAUUGCUCCUGGAAAUCGUCUUCAGCUUCUCCCUGAGACAUCACAACAGGAAAGCGAGUAUCAGGCUCCCCGUUUUCUGGGGGUCACAGCAGAGGCUGGAAGACUACAUAUAAAUGAAAAAGGAGCACAAGAAAAUAGGGAGGAGCCUCAAAAUCAUGAGACAGGGCCCCAGCAUCAAACUGGAACUGAGGUAUACCAAGUCCCUUCUAUUGCCCGUCUUUGUCUCUCUGCCCAACCCACAGAAGCUCAGGAUGACAUUUAUAACUCACCACGUCUGGUUGGGCCAUGUAUACAACAGCCAUUGGAGGUUUAUGAUACUCCUGCUGCACUAAGAAGAGAGCCAAUUUCAGCAUUAGACAUUUAUGAUAGUCCUGCGUUGAGAGUGAAGUCUACAGAUUCAGCUGCUGUGGUGCCUGAGGAGAUUCCAGAAGAUAUCUAUGAUGUUCCUCCUACAUUCAACAAAUCACCUUCUGAUGAUGAAGAAGAUGAGGGUGUAUAUUCUAUGCCAUCAAACUUAAAGCGGGUUUCAGGGCUACACAAUCUGUAUGAAGCUCCUGAAGAUAUUCUCAGCUCAGGACAACUCCCUGAAACUGUUCAACCACCACCAGCUCAACGCCUCUCAGUAUGCAGCACUGGCAGUACCCGUUCAGCAGACUCUUCCGGAAGCCGAGAGUCAAACAUUCCACCACUGUCUAUAUGGGAGCCUCGCAAUGAUGGCACCUGCACAAUGGAAGGCCUAAGGAUGUUACAUCAAGAACUGCAGGUAUCUAUUGUCCCUGUGCUUGCUGGGGCAGAAAAGAGUACAGGACCAGGAGGUCCAGAGGACUCAGGAACAGCUAAGAAAGUUUUAGGGGCACUGAGAGAUUUUCUUGUUAUGGCACAUGUUGCUGGGCUUCGUUCGUGCCAGGCCUCAGAUCCUGCUUUGCAUGGGGAACUUUCAGUGCAUCUAGAUCAGCUGGAACAUGCAGCUCGAGAACUUGUAAACAAAGGCAGUGAAAAAACACUGUUCCAGCUCAUUCUAGAACACAGCAAUUGCUUUGUGAGAAUAGUUAGUGCAAACGCUGGCCUCCUUUUUCCGAGACCAAGACUUUCAUCCAGUGAAAGUCUCUCCCGACGUCCUCUUCCUGCAUUGCCUACAGCCUCUCCUGCCAUCCAACGAAAAGGCAGCAUCCAGGACCGUCCUUUACCACCACCACCAACACUGCAACAUGUAGUAAGUGACCUUUCAGACGAUAUCCACAGCGAAUAUGAAAGAAUAAAGUGUACAGACAAUCAUUACGUACAUCUACAGGGUUCCAUUACUGCUCAGAAUAUAUCAAAGCACAAAGACAGACAAACAGAUAUGGGUCAAGUCAGCGCCCAGGAGGAGAGACAGAUUGAGCCUUUUCCUGAACUGUCUGAAGAGGACCAUCACUUGCUUCAUUUCUAUGCCACUCAGAGCCAUAGCCAUCUUCAGACACUGUUGUCCUGCGUAGGAACCUUCCUAGGAAGUGCCAGCUCACAGCCCCCUCGUGUCUUUGUGGGGCAUGGGAAGCAGUUAGUCAUUGCGGCACACAAGCUGGUAUUCAUUGGCGAUACACUUGGCAGACUGCUUAGUUGUCCUCAACUUCAGACACGAUUAACAGGAGAAGGUGCAGCACUGUGCCAGGCACUGAAAGAAGUUGUGCUGGCAACAAAGGAGGCAGCUGCUCUCUAUCCAGCCCCUGCUGCACUCAAAGCAAUGGCAGGUACCGUCUCAGUGCUCUGUACUUGUGCCCACAGCUUUACAGACUUACUGCAGCACCUGGCUAGAUGAGGUCCCAUUACACGGGAUCUUGCUUUCUAUUGGUGGCCUGCCGAAGGACAGACCUUGGCUCCACAGAUCACAUGCUGUACCAAAAGCCUGCUUGGCUUAUACUUUUUUUUUUCUAAACAAGUUAUUUAUUUUGUAUUAUAAAAGGUUGUUACACUGUGAUAUCUAAAUAAAUACUGUAAAGUUUAGCAUGAUAAUCAAUCAUGCUGCAGCUACAGAAUUGCAUUC